This is a messenger RNA of Paramacrobiotus metropolitanus, 1513 nucleotides long. Its product is annotated as melatonin receptor type 1B-like. Gene Ontology annotation, biological process: G protein-coupled receptor signaling pathway, coupled to cyclic nucleotide second messenger; chemical synaptic transmission. The transcript has a single exon. The coding region runs from base 146 to 1120 and encodes 324 amino acids. Gene Ontology annotation, cellular component: membrane; dendrite. Gene Ontology annotation, molecular function: neurotransmitter receptor activity; G protein-coupled serotonin receptor activity. The record is from RefSeq and is a predicted model, not a curated record. NCBI's taxonomy places the organism in Eukaryota, Metazoa, Tardigrada, Eutardigrada, Parachela, Macrobiotidae.
GGUACCGCCGUACCGGUAUCAACAGUGCACAGAAACAGUCUGGAGCUAAACCGAUUUUGGUGUCCGCUUUCCUUCUCAGAAACUUCCCCUUUUCACAUCUGUCUUUUUCAGUGGCAUCCGACGAUCACGAAUCAAAAAGCAGACCAUGGUUAACGAUACCAAGAUUCCGGUAGCAGCACAGUGGACAUUCGUCCCAAUAUUCGCCACGACCAUCUUAAUCGCGGUCCUGCUGACCAACACGCCGGUGCUCAUACAACUGCUGCUCCGACCUCAUCUCCGAACAGCAUUCAAUAUUUACCUAGUCAACCUGCUCAUCGCUAAUCUCCUUCUAGUCGUUUUUCAGAAUCCCCUGGAUAUUCUGGAAGCACUGUAUUCCGGUUGGUGGAUGGGAUGGAAAGUCUGUAAUUUAUAUAUUUAUGCCAACUAUGUACUGGGGGGUGUCAUCAUGCUCACGCACGUCCUAAUCGCCGUCAAUCGUAUCUGGGCUGUGACCUUUCCCGUUCAUUACCGCCACAAGCAUACAAAAUGCGUCGCGUUGGGCAUUUGCCUGGUUUCAUGGAUGUGGAUUCAUUUACUGAUCCUGCCCGGGAUUAUUACGGAUGCUCUGUAUUACCGCAAACCGGUGGAAUCUUUUGGCUGUCAGGUUAAUAAUGCAGCCCAAGCGGUGUGGGCGAUGACGAUGCACUGGGUUCUGUAUGUUUUACCCACCCCGUUUAUUCUGGCAUCGUUCCCUUAUGUAAUUAUCAAGCAAAUGCGACAUAAACGGUUAGUCCACUCUCGAUUACUACCGACUGAUGCUGGGGGGAACGAGAAGAGGCCAUCGCGAACUGCGACGGAGAACCGCAAUAUGCAUCACGCGGACAGUGUCAAUGCAGCUUCCACCGAAAACAAGGAACAGAAACGGUCCAAAGGAAUGCUGAUAUUUGCGCUAUUGACGGCUUCGAUUUUUUUUACAUGGACACCGGGAAGGGUUUAUUUUACCAUCAAGUUGUAUACGAGCAUCGACAACAACCUGGCAUUCCAGAUCUGUUACGUACUGUUCGCAUGCCAGUCAGCGCUGGAUCCUCUGCUGUUUAUUGUUGCGUUAAAAGACCUUCGGGGAAUGCUCACGCCCAGUUAGCGGAAAUGAUGGCUUAUAUCAUUCUAAUGUCAUUACGAUAAGUGGAAUAACGAAGCCACUUAGCAGUUCACAGCGUCCCAUAUGGUGAUACAGUUACGUACUGUUUUCGGUUUCCACCCACAACAAGAUGACGUUCCGGUUUACUCUACAGUUUUAGUAAAUUUAUGUAUUUUGCUUCGAAGUUUUAAUUACUUAAUUUUCCGUUUGUGGUCUCAGGAUAUUCGCAACGAAAUGAUAUUUCAAUACGCUCUUACCCAACAAUACCAGCCAGCUGGGGCCUGGUAUUGUUGAUAUCAGCAUGCCAUUCUGCAAAUAUUAGCAUUAGCAUAAUUCUCUUUUGUCGAAAGAAGCGGUGGUUGUUGAUAGCAUCUUCGGAACCAGAAAAUGUAAGCA